AAUUUAUUUUAGAUAAUUAAAUAUCACAAUAAUUUCAGUGAGUCCACAUCUUACACCUGGAGGUCGUGAUGCCAUGAAUUAUAUGCGAGAUACACCACAAUCAUUUAAUAAGUGUCCACCGAAUGAUGUUUUAUCCAGUCAUUUAUUCAGCGAUUCAUCAAAUUCACGUGAAGUACUUCAAACAAUAACUGAUACUACAAAUAUUACACCGAAUAUUCGAAGAAGGGAUCAUAGAAGUGAAAUGGGUGCAUUAAGCCGUGAAGAACGUCGCCGUCGAAGAAGAGCCACACAAAAAUAUCGUACAGCGCAUGCUACACGAGAACGUAUUAGAGUUGAAGCAUUUAAUGUUGCCUUUUCAGAGCUACGAAAAUUAUUACCAACUUUACCGCCUGAUAAGAAAUUAUCAAAAAUUGAAAUAUUACGAUUAGCUAUCUGUUAUAUUGCAUAUUUAAAUCAUGUAUUAGAUGCUUAA
This is a messenger RNA of Chrysoperla carnea, 472 nucleotides long. RefSeq names its product helix-loop-helix protein 1-like. Gene Ontology annotation, molecular function: protein dimerization activity; RNA polymerase II cis-regulatory region sequence-specific DNA binding; DNA-binding transcription factor activity, RNA polymerase II-specific. The transcript has 3 exons. The record is from RefSeq and is a predicted model, not a curated record. NCBI's taxonomy places the organism in Eukaryota, Metazoa, Arthropoda, Insecta, Neuroptera, Chrysopidae. Gene Ontology annotation, biological process: regulation of transcription by RNA polymerase II. The coding region runs from base 74 to 472 and encodes 132 amino acids.